UUUAAAGCGUACACUAAUAUACAUUGGAAAUGAAGAAGGUGAUUUAUUUUGCUCCAGGACCAGCGAAACUUCCACAACCGGUUUUGAUCCAGGCCCAGAGAGAACUGCUGGAUUACAAUGAUCUCGGGAUUAGUGUUCUGGAAAUGAGCCACAGGUCACCUGAUUUUUACAAUAUAAUCAACUCAGCUGAAUCUCUACUUCGUGAACUUGUGAAUAUCCCUACAAACUACAAGGUUCUGUUUCUGCAAGGUGGUGGUUCAGGCCAGUUCAGUGCUAUUCCUCUGAAUCUGAUCGGUCUGAAGGAGGACAGGUGUGCUGAUUAUAUUGUAACAGGAAAGUGGUCUGCAACUGCUGCCAAAGAGGCGGAGAAGUACGGCAAAGUGAACAUGGUAAAUCCAAAAGUGGACCGAUACACUGGGAUCCCAGACAGCAGCAGCUGGUCACUGAACCCUUCAGCAUCCUAUGUCUACUACUGCUGCAAUGAAACAAUCCAUGGCAUUGAGUUUAACUUCAUUCCUCACACCAAGGAUGUGAUUCUUGUCAGUGAUAUGUCGUCAAAUUUCCUAUCACGGCCAGUAGAUGUGUCUAAGUUCGGGCUCAUAUUUGCAGGUACACAUAAAAAUUCAGGAUGCGCAGGAACCACUAUUGUGAUCGUACGGGAAGAUCUGUUAGGAAAAGCUUUGAAGGAGACACCUGCUAUAUUAAAUUACCAAGUGCAAGCUGAACAUGAUUCCCUCUACAACACCCCACCUACCUUCAGCAUUUACAUUACAAAGCUGGUUCUGGAAUGGGUAAAAAGUAAUGGAGGCGUAGAUGCCAUGAAUAAACUGAGCAUGCAGAAAUCUGCUUUGAUUUACGACCUCAUUAACAGCUCCAAUGGAUUUUAUAUAUCUUCAAUAGAUGUCGAGUGCCGGAGUCGCAUGAACAUUCCAUUCCGCAUUGGAAACACUGAGGGAGAUGAUGCCCUGGAAAAACAGUUUCUAGAAGGUGCUUCCAAGCUUGGACUCAUGGCAUUAGAAGGACACAGGAUUCUUGGUGGAUUACGAGCUUCUCUCUACAAUGGAGUGAGUCUGGAAGAUACUCAAGUUCUUGCUGCCUUCAUGAAAGAGUUUCUAAAGAAGCAUUAUCCAAAUAAAACACAUGUCUAACCUAUAAGUCAUUUUAGAGAGUCUAAGACUUUAGCACUGUUGACAUUAACAGUAGUAUCAUAUAAUGUCUUUUAAUUAUUAAAACAAUUAUAAUUAGUAAUAUUGUGGUUUACCAAUCUCAUAUUAAAUUUA
Messenger RNA from Clarias gariepinus (North African catfish), 1280 nucleotides. Its product is annotated as phosphoserine aminotransferase-like. Gene Ontology annotation, cellular component: cytoplasm. The record is from RefSeq and is a predicted model, not a curated record. The transcript is spliced from 9 exons. Gene Ontology annotation, molecular function: pyridoxal phosphate binding; O-phospho-L-serine:2-oxoglutarate transaminase activity. Lineage: Eukaryota; Metazoa; Chordata; Actinopteri; Siluriformes; Clariidae. Gene Ontology annotation, biological process: L-serine biosynthetic process. Bases 30 to 1148 code for a protein of 372 amino acids.